This is a messenger RNA of Rhizophagus irregularis DAOM 181602=DAOM 197198, 1398 nucleotides long. The record is from RefSeq and is a predicted model, not a curated record. Lineage: Eukaryota; Fungi; Glomeromycota; Glomeromycetes; Glomerales; Glomeraceae.
AUGAGUGAUCACAUGAGCACAUCUAAGAACUACCCUGGUCAAGAUAAGCGAGGCAUUAAAUCAUCAUAUUAUGGAUUUUUGAAGGCUAGUCAUGAUAUCAUUAUUGAUACAAUAUCAUCUACAGAUACAUGUGACAGACUUAACACUAUCUGGUUUCGUCACUUUCUAAUGGAAGCAAAAUUACAAUUAAAAUGGGAAAUUUUUGUUGAAAGAAUUACUGUGUUGACAACCUUGGUAACCAACCCAAGAUCUCAAUUCAGGCAUCCUACUUUGUCGUUGAUAAAGUCUGCUAAUUCUGGAGGAGGAAUUGGCUAUGCAAUAGUAGAAAAUUCACGUUAUACAAAUUAUUUGCAAGCAUUAUGGAAAAAUAUUUUCAAGGAAUAUAAAAAAGAAAAUUUAGUACCUGCUGCUACAUCUCACUCAAAAAAUGCAAUUAAUGUUUCUGCUAAAGAAUUAUCUAAAAUUUUUCAAUCAGGUCAUAAUAAGAAAACUGAAAAGAAUACUGAAAAUACUCUUCAAGUUAAACAAAAGGAUGAACUGAAUACUGAAAAAAUUACUCUUCAAGUUAAACAAAAGGAUGAACUGAAAAGAGUAAGAGAUGAUAAUGAUACUGAUACAGAGAGUUCAUCUACUGAACACUGGAAAAAACAAAGCCGAAUUUUAAAACAAAACAAGGAUAAUUUAGUAUAUAGACAAGUUGUUGAUGAUGCAAUUGUUAUUGCUUCAGCACAUAAAAAUCUUAUUGCAGAUAGUAAUAUUAUACCUUUUAUUAAAAUUCUCAAGACCUCUUUACUAAAUAGAUCACAAAUGUCUCUAUCUUCAGCAAAUGAACCUGUACUUCAGGCAAUUGUAGAAAAACUUUUGCCACCAAAUUAUUGUAUUCCAGAACUUUCAUUAGUAAUUAAUGGUAAAAAGCCCAAAGGUUCAGGUCGUUUUGGUUAUUCAGAUAUUUUUAUUUUAAGUAAUACAGGAAAUAAUAAUGUUGGUCUAGAAUUAAAAUAUAUUUCAUUAGUUGGCCUUAUUAAUAUAAAUCAAAAAAAUAAUUUUGGUGCAAAUGAACUAGAAAAUCUAGAUAAAAUACUUGAAAAGGAAAAUAUAGAAUCUGUAUUAAAAAGACCAUAUUCAUAUUGGUCAAAAGAGGAUAAAAAAACAAAUUUAACAACUAUAGGUGAAAUACUAAAUAAUGGGAUUGAUCAAUUAAGCUUAUAUAUGAAAACAGUUUCAAAAGGAAAAGCUACUAAUUAUUCUAGCUCAGGGAUACUUGAUAGACGUGUUAAAGUAUCUAAAUCUAACCCUAAUAAGUUAAAAGGAUUUGUUAUAUUAGUUAUUGGUUUUCGCCGCAUUUUAUGGAAAUCUGUUGAUGAUGUAACAACCAACUAUAUAUAUAAUAAGAUAUAA